Molecule: messenger RNA, 1245 nt
Organism: Ectocarpus sp. CCAP 1310/34
Lineage: Eukaryota; Phaeophyceae; Ectocarpales; Ectocarpaceae
Source: the annotation of a GenBank genome assembly
CGCAUCAAAAUGGAGUUGCAGCUCCCGCUCGAUUUCAUCUACGCCCCGCGUGUAAAGAUCAGGGUAUACGACACUCGGCUUGGAGGGUUCAACGUGCCCCUUGUGGGGACGGGUCGGAUUGAGCUCGGGAAGAAGCUGCCGUGGAGCCCGGAGUACGAGGCGCCCCUGGCCAAGACAUUCGCAAAGGACGACCUGCUGCGGGCCAUCACGGCGAACGGAAACGAUUCCACCUCCGGCGGCAACGACAACAACGACCCGUCGGCACGCGGCAGCGACGCCGGCGGCGGCCUCGGCGGCCUCGGCGGCGGCUCCGCCUCCCACCGUCGCGGCGGCCUGCAAUGGGGCAGCUCCGGCGACUAUGGGAGCGACGCCGAGAUGUCCGACUUCGAGGGAGAGGCCUCCGUCUUUGGGGCCGGCGGCGGCGCGAAGUCCGAGUUCGGCGGCGGAAGGUCAGGGUUCGGCGCCUCCCUUACCGGGGGAAGCACCUCUACAAACCAGGCCGGUAGCGGUGGGCGCACCAGCACGAGGGCCUUCGGCGGCCCGGCGAGCGGCGGAGGCCACCGGCAGGCCCGUAGCAGCCGGUCGCGGUCACGCAGCGACUUCGGCGGGGGCGGCGGCGGCGCCCUGGGCGUGAUGCGGCAGUCGAGCUGGAACAAGAGCGGCACCAUAGACAACUCGCCGCAGCUCAACGCCAGCGGGAAGGUGAUCGACACCGGCAUCGGCGUCAUGCCCGCUCUCGAGCUCGCGCGACAGGAGGCCGGCCUCGGCGUUGGGUCCAUCCCGGGCAGCCAGCUCUUGACGCCGGUGGGCGGCGGGGCUGGCGGGGCGCUGGGGGACACUGGGGGCUUCGGCGGCGGGGGGGGGGGCAGCGUGGGAGGAGAGGAGGAGCUGAUGGCGACGCCGUUCGAAUCGUACGAUCUCUUCCGGGGGAAGCUGCUUGGCGGCGGAAUCGGCGGCAGCACCCUCAAGAAGGUGGGCAAGCUGAAGUGCAUCGUGAGGGUUACCGAGGGAGACCCCGACGACGAGCCGCUGUUCGUGAACAAGAAGAGCUUCCCGACCCUUGCCAAGGCCAAGGCCAAGAACGACAUCAUCCUCGCGGAGCUCCUCAAGCCGAAGGGGUACAAGGUGAGGCUGUACGUCCUGCAAGCCCUGAACCUGACCGCGAUGGACGUCGGCAUCGGCGGCAGGCCUGGCAAGUCUGACCCUUACCUCAAGGUCAAGCUGGGCAAGGAGGUGUCAACGUAA